CUCCCGUCUGGUUUCCAUUAGUCCGCCACGCUCAGCCAAGAAACACAGCCAUAAAUAAAGGCGAACAAUACCAGCCCCCUCCCCGCGACCGCCCAGCCCAGGACGCAGCCGGGUGCCUGGGAAAAGUGGGCUCCGGCCAUUGGGACGGAGGGGAGCGUGAAUGGGGCUGGUGGGGGGAAACGGGACGGAGGGGAGGGCACCCGAGAGCAUAAGAGGGAAGGCAGGGCUGGCGGCGGGGAGCGGAGGCUGUGACAGCCGCGGGGAUCGGCGGCAUGGCGAGGUCGGCCCCCCGCGUGCCCCCUAAGCAGAGGGGUUUCGCUGUCAUUUUUGGGGACCGUGUCUUGCUGCUGGGGCUGCUGCUGCUCCCCGGGCACGGGGAUGCUGCUGGGACACGAGGGCCGAUGUCCCAGGGAGAGUGGGUGACACCACAUUGGCUUCUGGGGGGUCGCAGCCGGCGAGCUGUCAGCCUGGACGACGAGGUGCCAGCACCGGCGCAGGCAGAAGUGGCUGUGAUGGCAGAGGGGAGAGAGCUCAUUCUGGUGCUGGAGAGGAACCAGCUGCUGGCACCAGGCUAUACUGAGACGCACUACACCACAGAUGGGCAGCCCGUGACGGUGACCCCCAACCACACGGACCACUGCCACUACCAUGGGCACGUUCAGGGCUACCGCAGCUCCUGGGUCGUCCUCAGCACCUGCUCAGGAAUGCGGGGCCUGAUUGUGGUGAACAGCAAUGAUACCUACUACCUUCACCCUGUGGGGACACCCGAGCCAAACCACCACCUCAUCCACCGAGCAGAGCACCUGCACAUCCCUGGUGGCACCUGUGCCCACGGCGGUGACUUUGGGAACACCAUUGGUGACAUCACACAGCUCUUCCAGCUGGUGGACCACCGGGUGAAGAGAGAUGCCUGGAGGACCAUGAAGUACAUGGAGCUCUUCAUCGUUGCUGACCACACGCUGUUCAGGAACCAGAACCUCAACUUGGGCCUCACUAAGCAGCGAAUUGUGGAGAUUGCCAACUAUGUGGACAAGUUCUACAGGUCGCUGAACAUCAAGGUGGCCCUGAUUGGCCUGGAGGUGUGGACGGAGAGGGACCAGUGCACUGUCACCAGCGAUGCCAACACCACGCUCUGGGCCUUCCUGCAAUGGAAGAAGGCUCUGAGGGCUCGCAAGAAGCACGACAACGCGCAGCUGCUGACCGGGAAGACAUUCCGGGGGACGACCAUUGGCAUGGCUCCACUGGAAGGGAUGUGCAGUGCAGACAACUCCGGAGGGGUCAGCGUGGACCACUCGGAGCAUCCCAUCGGAGCAGCAGCCACCAUGGCCCACGAGAUUGGCCACAACUUUGGCAUGAGCCACGACAGCCAAGGCUGCUGCGUGGAGGCCACCCCAGAACAAGGCGGCUGUGUCAUGGCAGCGGCCACCGGACACCCCUUCCCACGUGUCUUCAGCUCCUGCAGCAAGAGGCAGCUGGAGAGCUACUUCCAGAAGGGAGGUGGCAUGUGUCUCUUCAACCUGCCCGACACCAAAGACCUGGUAGUGGGACGGAAAUGUGGCAAUGGCUUUCUGGAAGAUGGAGAGGACUGUGACUGUGGGGAGGUGGAGGAGUGCACCAACCCGUGCUGCAAUGCACACAACUGCACGCUGAAGAUGGGGGCCCAGUGUGCCCAUGGUGACUGCUGCCAGAACUGCAGGCUGAAGGUGGCUGGGACCAUCUGCAGGGAAGCAGCAGGAUCCUGUGACCUCCCUGAAUACUGUACAGGUGCCUCACCCUACUGCCCAGCCAACGUGUACCUGCUGGAUGGCUCGUCCUGUGCCUAUGGUGAGGCAUACUGCAACAAUGGCAUGUGCAUGACCCACCACCAACAGUGUGUCCAGCUCUGGGGACCAGGAGCCUGGCCUGCUCCAGCUGCCUGUUUCCAGGAUGUGAACAUGGCUGGCAACACCUAUGGAAACUGUGGCAAAGACAGCCAAGGGCGCUAUGUGAAAUGUGACAAGAGAGAUGCCAUGUGUGGCAAGAUCCAGUGCCAGAGCUCAGCCAAGAAGCCCCAGGGGACCAACACAGUCUCCAUUGACACGACCAUCCGCUUCAAUGGACGGGAGGUGAAGUGCCGGGGCACCUACAUGUACACUGCCAAGGAUGAUGAAGAAGACCUCUCUGACCCUGGGCUGGUGAUGACGGGGACAAAAUGUGGAGAUGGAAUGGUUUGCAAAGACCGCCGGUGCCAGAAUGCCUCCCUUUUUGAGCUGGAGAAGUGCGUUUCCCAGUGCAACGGCCAUGGGGUUUGCAACAGCAACAAGAACUGCCACUGCAAUGCAGGUUGGGCUCCUCCAUACUGCGAGAAGCCAGGCUUGGGGGGCAGCGUGGACAGCGGACCUGUGCAGCAUGACAAUCAUGAAGCCAUCUUGGUAACAAUUCUGCUCAUCUUCCUGCUCUUCCUCCCGGCCCUGGUGGGGAGCAUUUACUUCUGGUACCGGCAGGAGAACUCGCUUCUGAAUAAAUGGAUCAAGGAGGCGAGGAGGAGGAGCCGGGAGACAUACAGGAACACAGCCUUCGGUCGGAAAGCAACCAGUGGCCAUUCCAAAGCUGCUUUCACCUUACGGAACAUUUCCACCUCCAGCCACGAUAACAAAGCAACGCGGGCUGCAUUCCCCCCCAAAACCUGCCCUCGCCAACCUGGCUUCCAACCCAUCAAUGUUGUCCAUCCCUUUCGUCCACCUCCUCACUCCAUCCCUCCACGCCCAAGGGACCCCAAGCCUGCCAGGCCACCUCCUCCAGCUGGCAAGUCACCCCUGGUCCCCACCAAAACGGUCGUCUCUCAAGCAAAGCUGCCUCCUCCUAAGAAACCUCUUCCAUCCAGCCCUGUGAGGACCCCAGUGGUAGGUCCAAAGCACCAGCCACCACGUCGGCCACUGCCUGGAUGUCCUUUUCUGGCCAAAGAGCUGCCUCCUGCACAUGGACAGACCCUGCUGGUCACGGUCCCUCCUACCAACUUCAAGGCCUUUGGUACAAGUGCCAUGAGCCACUCUACGAGGCCAUCCAAGCCGAUGCCACCUCAGAGGCCAGUCCCAGCCAUCAAAGUCCAAUCAACCUCCUUCCCCUUGAAGAAGUGACAAACCAAAGGACACCUUAAGCCCAUCCUUCCUGAGCUGGCUCUCCCAAUUUGCACUGCUGCUGGCGACAGGGGUCUUUUAUUCCUCUCAUUUUAUUUGUUGUUGGGUUUUUUUUUUUAAUUUUUAAUACCAGAGGACUAUUUUUAUAAGACAGAGUGAGUACUCAGCACAAAACAGUAGUGGUGGGGGGAAGAGAGGGGAAAUUGGUACCAUGGUAUAACUAAGGGUUGCAAUGUGGGGUUACCAUGGUGGAAACUCCACCGCAGCUCUUGCCAUCACUUCUUUGCCAGUUCACCCACCAGCUUUGAUUUCUUAUUGACGUUGCACAUGGGCUGGUUGGGGUGACCUGGGGUCAACUGAACAUCCAACACUGAUGAAAGAUGCUGACAACGGCAAAAGCUGUGUAAUAUCCUUCUAGCUACCUCCUCCUUCUCCUCCACUCAUGGUGAGAUCCCCCACCACCACCCAUGGCCACCAGAGUUCAAUGCUGGGCAUUGUCUCCGGAGAGACAUUUGCCAUGAGACAAAAACAGUUGCCAGUUUGGACUGUGCCAUCUGGUGCUGAGACACAUCCGUGAAGGAUCCAAGUUCUCAGGCUCCUCCUGGCCCCUUACCUGAUUGCACAAGAGCAAACAGUGACAAUCCUGGGGCCGCACCUGGAAGGAGAAGCCAUCUGGGAAACGGUUUAAUGUCUGCAGUGCUGGUGACAGCUGGUGCUUUCAAGGGGCCCAGGAGCUCUUCAAAUACGUUACGUUUUUCCCCACUCAUGGGACAAGCCCAGAAGUGGUUUGUGAGCUGCUAUCACUGCUGUCUGAAGUGGGAAGGAGCCACAAGCCAGGAACAAGAGCGGGAAGACAUCCUGCCUGUGCUUUUGGCUUGCAUAAAGGCCUUGGCCAAGCCAUUGCGUCUCUCUGUGCCUCAGUUCCCCCCGCCUGUGAAAUGGGGGGUAAUGCCUACCUCACAGGGAUGUUGUGAGGUUUGAUGAACUGAUGUCUUGAAAGGGCUUUACAAUCCUCAAAUGAAAGGUGCUCUUGACUUGCACAGUACUAUUCCGUGCCAAUUUCCUAUGACUUGACACGCGGCUCUGUCAGGGUCUGUAAUGAGAACAAGAGUACAGUCCCCCAGCUCCUCCGGCUGUUUUCUUGCUCACAAGUCCCCCAGCCCUCCAGAUAUCAAGAACUCUGGCUCUCCCACCAUACCACUGCAAACAGCCAUCCCUGCAGCCCCUCCAUUGGCUUACACCUGGGGUUGUCGGAUCCAACGCAUCGACAAACCUGGGUUAGAACCCACUGUGCCUAGGAUUAAGCUUUUUGGGAUGUGUCCAACCAAUGACCAUGUGCCUUGCUCAUGGUAUAGGCUCAGGGAUGGCCCUCAAGAAAGCAUUCUGCUGUUUCAUUAUCCCCAGUAUUACAAAAUGGCUGUGGUUAAGUCAACCUAAAACAUCCUUUCUCUCAUGGUUAUUAUUAUUAUUAUUAUUAUUAUUUUUAAUUUUGAAGUAUUUACUCAUGCUUACUGGUCUUGUCUGAAGUACCUUCACAUGAUUCACAUCAUUCCAUACCAGAUCCAGCUUCAUGGAAUCAUUUAGUUUGAGGGAGACAUCUUGAGACCAUUCCCAGCUGACCUCCAGAGGAUGGGAUAAAUGAGCAGGUCUAUAAACCUGCCCAAAGUCCUGUUCUUUUCUGUGAUCUCCAGCCUACAGAGCUGCUGUAUCCUUCCCUCUGUGUAGGUGUUAGAAGAGGGUUAAACAAUUGGAGAGUGUUUGGAGAAGUCACUGCAAUGAUGAAGGGACUGGAAAACAUUUUCUUAAUUACUUGGAUCAUUUAGCUUAAUGACAAAGUGAGAGAUGUGGAUGCUGCAGUCAGAAAACCGCCUUACUUUGGAGGGGGCACUUGGAUGGUUGCAUCAAGCUGGUGCAAUGCCCCUUGCCUUGGAGUCUUGCCCUUCAGUGCCAUCCCACUCCCUUUAUCUCCUCCUGUUGCAGGUGGGGAGCAAUGGGGAUCUCGACCUCUACCGCUGCCCAAAGCUCACCAGCAUUGAAGAGGCAAGAAAUGCACCUUCAGGGACUAAAUUUAAGUUAUUCAGGCUGGGAAGCGAUUGAUAGAAACUUCAGUUUGUGAUCUCAGGGGUCCUACAAGGUCACGAUAGCUCUGCUCAGCAGCAAAUGGUGUCUUCACUCUUCUCAAAGACCAUCUACGUCCCUGGGAGUUGUCUUAGCAGGCACCAAUGGCUUUUCCUCAAUGCAGACUGGUGCAGAACCAUCAGAAGGGAUUGUAAUUUGGGGAUGGCGCGUGGCAAUCUGUUUGGUAGCUCUGACCGACCUGAGAUGGUCACAGGGAGUGCAAAUAGAUGAUGUCCACCCUGAUGCACCGACAGCAUAACACGUGGCUCAUGGGACAGGCAGGAGUUGUGUCCUGCUUAGAGAAAUUAAUGCAUCCACGGAGGGUUUUGGGGUGUUGGGAUGACACUAGGUGGCAGCAGAUGACCAGGAAAACCCUGUGCUCAGCCUUUCGUCUGAAUGCUGCUGGGAUAUUCCAGGGAUGAGAGCUUCAAGAGCAGUUUUUCCCCCUUGUUCUCUCUCCUAGCCCCAUGAUCUGCAGUCCCUUUAGAAGUAUAUGCAAGUAUCAGCUUGCUCUGCUGACACACUGAGCACGAAGUUCAACAUUUUCAUUGGAAAAUGGCAGCAGAAAGCAAAAGAAAACCACCAAAAAAAUCCCCCCUUUUUUUUUUACCUUCAUCCCCUUGAUGCUUGUGGGGCUUCUCCCACCUUUCCUGCUGGAUCAUCCAACUCAAAUGUCACACUGCAUUAUUCGACGUUGGUGUGGAUGUCUCUCAGGACAAGUAUCCACCAAACACUGCGUCUCUUGGAAGGUCGAGCCUGGCUGUUUCUCCACCAGGGAGAACCUGAGGCUGUGGUUAUGGAAAGGUGCUGGAUCUCCCCUCCUUCAGAAAGCACUUGAGUCAGGGCUGAGGCUGAGAGGCUCUGACUA
Molecule: messenger RNA, 6102 nt
Organism: Lagopus muta (rock ptarmigan)
Lineage: Eukaryota; Metazoa; Chordata; Aves; Galliformes; Phasianidae
Gene: ADAM33
Product: ADAM metallopeptidase domain 33
Exons: 24
Coding region: 273-3116 (947 amino acids)
Biological process (GO): proteolysis
Molecular function (GO): metalloendopeptidase activity
Source: RefSeq, a predicted model, not a curated record